Molecule: messenger RNA, 2310 nt
Organism: Vitrella brassicaformis
Lineage: Eukaryota; Vitrellaceae
Source: the annotation of a GenBank genome assembly
CACCUAUCGACGGCUCGAGGCCUGCUGCUCACUUCAUCCCCCGCACACUACAGGCAGGAAAGGAUGUGUGGUCGAGUGGCCUGCACGCUGGCUCCCGCCCAGCUGCGCCGCAUCGCCAGGGCACAGCGCACACGAAACCUCGGCAACUACAGACCCAAGUCAGUCAGUCAGCGAUCGCUGGCAUACACGGCAAGGGAGGUUCAGCACUGAUUGGCGCGACUCCAUGUUGUUGUGAUGCUUGCAUUGCAGGUACAACAUGGCACCGACCAACACGGCUCCCGUCAUCUACGAAAAGAAGAACAAGGACAACGGCGGCGGCCGCGAGCGUGUGGUGCACGCCAUGCGGUGGGGACUCAUCCCCUCCUACGCCAAGAAGGAGACCGCAUUCACGGGAGAGUUCAACACCAUCAACGCCAGAAGCGAAAACGUCGCCAACAGCCCCGUAUACCGGUCAGUCAGCCAGCCAGCCAGCCGAUGGAUGACCGUGGAUGGAUGAAUGAUGGUGUGGUGUGGUGUGGUGUGGUUUGGUUCAUCUCUGCAGGCGUCUGGUGAACAGCAAGCGUUGUGUGGUGGUAGCUGAUGGAUUCUACGAGUGGAAGGCCAACCCCAGGGGCGGCAAGAAACUGCCCCACUUCAUACGGCUCAAGAAAUCCGUCAAGGGUCGGUGGGUGCCUCGCACGCACGAACUCGUGUGGAAGGAUCCCUUCACCGAUAUCUAUCAAUGGUUGUGUGUGACGUGUGUCGUUUCAGAGUCUGUGAUAGAGUACCACGACAAGGCCACGGCAGCAACAGCGGCAUCGGAGGCCGCUGAGCCGCCCGCCAAAAAGAUCAAGACAGACACCCAGUCGACUGCCGGUGCGCAUACAGCAGACCACUACCGACCAGAAAACUGUCUGUCUGUCUGUCUGAGUGUGUGCAGAUGGUGCUAUGGUGGAGUAUGACGGCGAGUCGCUGCAGUGGCCCCCCGAGGGCACUGACGCACGCCAGGCCGUCCUCAAUGAAAACGAGGCGCCGCUGCUCAUGGCCGGUGCCCACCACUAACAGACAAACAGGCCUACACACACAGCACACGUGUGCCUUGGUUGCAUCUUCUGGCUGUGUUUGGUUUGUCGUGUGUGCUGUGCAGGUUUGUAUGACGCGUGGAAGGACCCCGACAGCGGCGAGUGGCUGUACUCGUACACAGUCCUCACGAUGGACUCUUCACACACACCCGUCGAGGGCGUGCACGACAGGUGCGGACGAUGGAUGAAUCCGCCGCUAAUUGCUCACACGCCACCUGUGAGUGGUCAUGUCACGUGCAGGAUGCCCGUGUUUCUGACGCCCGAGACGGCGUCGCUGUGGCUCGACUGUGAGGGCGUGCCGCUGCAGCAGUGCCUCGACACCGUCAAGCGUCAAGCCGCCAAACUAUGUACUUAAGUGCAUCAAUUGACCGACACACAAUCCACUGCCUUCAUCCGCGUAUGCGGUGUGUGUGUGUGUGUGUGUGCAGGCCAGGAGUCGUUUGAGUUGUACGAGGUGCCGCCGUUGGUGAGCAACAUGCGCAACAACAGCAUCGAGUGCGUCAUGCCCAAGGACCAGUACGACAAGGCACAAUUCAACAAAGGCAUCGGACGCUUUUUCUCACCCACCUCGCAAACCAAGAAGGACCCGGGCAGCGCCGCCGCCAGUGCAGCCCUCCCCGCCCCCGCCAUCAAGAAACAGGAGAUGCCGUCAGCUGCAGCUGCGGCAGCCAUCAAGCGGGAAGAGGCUUCAUCUCCCGCUGCUGCUGGUGAUGGCGGUGGUGGUGGUGGUGUCAAGAAGGAGGAGGUCAAGCCCAAGGCCAAGCAGGGGUCAGGGCGGGGCAGCAAGGGCACGCCGCCGCCGGUGGAGGGCAAGGGUUCCAUCAAGGCCUUUUUCAAACCGGCAAGCGGCAAGUAAGUAGGAAGGAAACAGACAGGGAGGGAGGGAGGGGGCAUGGUGUAGUGUAGACGGGUAUUUUUAGAUGGUGGGCUUAAUGGUUUCCCUGGCACGUGUUUAUUUGUUUUCCGCCUUCUUGAGAUACAUACGCCCACACAUUCAUCGAGGUUUUUGACACCCAUCUUGUUGAGGAGUUGUCAGGUUGGAAGGCACUCAUGUGAGAGAAACGAGCAGCGAUUGAACGGUCAGUGCUCGGACGCGUUGCAUCUGUUGGUGCUGGUGGGAAAGUCUCGGCUUGCCAUGCAGAGUUCAGACAGGAAGGACACAACAAAGAAACACGGUCAGAUGCACACACACACACACACGCCGUCACACGGACGGGACAUUCACACAACUGAAUCUCAACACACAGAC